Linum tenue is the source of this 5374-nucleotide messenger RNA. Lineage: Eukaryota; Viridiplantae; Streptophyta; Magnoliopsida; Malpighiales; Linaceae. The record is from the annotation of a GenBank genome assembly.
UUUUUCUCCUCUCUCAUAAAGUUUCACCUCUGUGAAUUUCUUUCUCCUCCCUUUCCCCAAAUCCAUCCCCCUUCUUUCAUUUGCCGUUCUUCUGUGUUCUUCCUUCCCUUGCAGUAGACAGAAAAAAAAAGCUCCUUGUUAUCAUCACAGAUGAUCCAAUGAAGGAGGCUGAUGAAUUGGUUGAAGUUAAAGUUUCAUCCUUUAUUGAUCUUCCAGAUGCGUACAUCAUCUAGCUUGAAGAAGUAGCUGCUGCUGCUGCUAGCUAGAGCUCCUUUUUGUGUUCAAACUUAGCCUCUUUUUUGCUGUGUGUGGGCUUGGGUCCCCUCCUGUGGUAGAGAAGAGGAGUAUUUUGUUUGGUUGGUAGUGGUGGUGGUGGGGUUUUGGUUUGAUGGGGGAGUGAAUGAAUCAAAGCUGCUAAUAAUCAAAUUAGUACAGUUUCUAGACCAAAGUUUGAAAAGAAAAAGGAAGAGUAGAUUAGAGAGAGAUAAGUAAGCAGAGGAAGAGGGCUUCUUUUGAGUUUAUGUACAUGCUGAAGUUAAAGAUAAGGAGGCCUAAGAGUAGCAGCUGCAACAGAAGCUGCAAUAAGGUGAAGGAGAUAAAAAAGAAGAAGAAGCUGUUGCUUGUGACUACUGUUGUUGUGGCAACAGCAGCAGCACAAGAAGAGAGAAGGUUAGCAUCAGAUGUUAUCAUCCAUUGAUCAAAACCUGCUUCCACCACCAGAUCCCUCAUCACCUCAUGUUCUUCCCUCCCAAUUCUCUAAUUCUUCUUCUCCUUCUCCCUCUUCUACUUCUUCUUCUCCUUCCUCAAAGCCUUCACUGCCUCAGCUGCAGCAGCCGGUCCCGUCGCCUGAGGUCGAGUUAGAGGCAGAUCUACCAAACCCACUUCAUAGUUUCUCCAUAAGAGAUUAUGUGUUCACAGCACGAAGCAAGGACAUCAAAACUAACUGGCCAUUCUCAUCGAAGAACCUACAGCUUUGUUUGAACCAUGGCUUGACAGAAGUUUUGCCACCAUUUCAGCCUCUGGAUACCAUAAGGAAUCUCCAAAGUUUCGGUAGUUCACACACGGUUAAAGAACCACCCAUUACUACCAUCUUUGACAAAGUUAAUUCAAGCAAAUUCGAUAUUAAGAAGAAUGACGGGUUGCUAGAGCCAUCAUCUGACGAUACAGAUACUGUUGUGAAGUUGACAGAGAAAAAAGUAGAUACAAUAAGUUCAUGUAGACAUGUUGAAGAAGAUGGUAACUCAUUCCCAUCCUUGACAACAACUACUACGACCAGUGACGGAGAAUCACUUCCCAAAGCAUCAUUGAAAGCCUCGAAGAAGUGCAGGCUGGUAGUGAAAUUUGGCGAUCGUGGUGUCUCAGCAGAAAACAUUGCUUCAACUACUACUACUGUUACGCCUAUAGUGUCAGAAUCAUCAUUAAUGAUGGCUUCAAAAGUCUGCCCGGUGUGUAAGACUUUCUCUUCCUCGUCAAACACUACGCUAAAUGCUCACAUCGAUCAGUGCCUCUCUGUGGAGUCUUCUUCAGCACCGCCCAAAUGGACAGCAGAUGAUGAUGAUGAUCACGCGAAGGUGGCAAAGCAUCAUAAUAAGGUGAAGCCGAGAAGGACAAGGUUGAUGGUUGAUAUAUACAAGACGGCUCCUCGUUGCACGCUGGAGGAGCUCGAUCGGCGAAAUGGGAGGCUUUCAAGCUUGGCAAUGGAGGAGAUUGAUGAGGAUGAGACAACUUGUUCGGAAGAAAAAAGUGAAAGGGUAAAACCAGUUCAAGCUAAGAAAAGUCUUGGUGACGUUGGACCCGUUUAUAUCGACGAGAGUGGGACCAAGGUGAGGAUUUUGUCGUCCAAUUUUGAUGAGGUUUCUCCAGUGGUGGCGAGAAGAGUGGGGGAGACUGGGGGUGGAAUGAAUAAGAAGAACAAGAAGAAGAAAUGUUUGAGAGGAAGUAAAAACAUGGUGGCUUUGAAGAAGAGGGAGAGUCUUAUACGUAAGCAUAAGAAGUAUCUGAAGCUUGCAGCUCAAAGCAAGAAGCUUUUCUCUGAUAAAACGACUCAUUCUUCCCAGAUUCGUGGAAACCAUGAGCAGCCUGCCAACCUGAGAACAUUUUCUGAUGAGGAGCUUCAUGCCUCUCAACAACAAAUCCCACCUGGUAAUAAUUCCGGGAACCUAAGACCAUGGGUUUGUUCUAAACCCAGAGGUACUCCGACAAAAAUUAACAACCACCACCAAGAGGAUCACCAGCAACAGCAACCUCCCAUAAGAAGUCAUUGGCACUCUCUUGCGGAAUCUGAUAACCAGUCAUUUCCUGUUGGUGAUUCUAGUGAAGAGAGCACAGGCAUUCAGAAGUUCACAAAUCUUUCGGAGAAUCUGGCUUUUUGUCACGAGAGGAUUGAGAAGAACAAAGUCCAGCAGGUAGUUAGCAUCAAAAGGAAACGUGGAAGACCCUUGUCCCGUAGGCCUGUCAUUACUGGAGACGAAGAUGUGGGGAAGUAUUUUGGUUUAAUGAAGCAGAAGUUUGUUGAAUCGAAUAGAGAUGACCAUCGCGAUCGUUCGUUGAAGCCUCCGAAUGCUUGCAAGAAUAAGGUGACUGAGUCAUUGGAUAAACUGCCCAGCGUACAUUCUGUUGUUGAGGCAAGAAAGAAGAAGAUUAAGAAAGGGUCCAACUUAAAGGAGCCUCAGGUGCAUUUGCUCGAUGAAAGACGAGAUACGUUGUCAGCAGGCAAUUGUGACGUCGAUCAACAAUAUGAUAUGAUGCAUGAUCAUAGAGAGUAUCAACUUGAGAGUGAUGUAGUAACAGAAGAAUUGGCUUGUGGUGAUGGUAAUGCUAGGACCGAAUCCAGGCAGAUUGAAGGGAUGAUGAUAUGUAGUGACUUGCUAGGGAAGGAACAAUUGGGUCUGAUAAACUUGGAUUCUGUAUCUCCUGGUUUGGACUCGACUAGAGAACUGGUUCAUGGAGAUGAUAUUGGCGAUGAAUCCCUGUCCAAGACUACAGAAGGAAUGCAUGGUGGUGCUAGUUUGAGUAAGUCCAUUGACACUGUACUUUAUUCGGUGAAGGAUGCUUCAAAGCUAUCUAUGGAAGAUUACAGGGGGUUUCUAAGUGGGUCUGAAGCUCCAACUGAUUCUGCUGAGCCAGAUUUUGUGAAUGAACACGAAAUGGCUACCGAAAUGGAUGCAGAAAUCGAUUCUGGAGAAGCUGAAAAUGGAAUGGACUCCUUUCCGGAACUCGAUCCAAUUCCUAUCCCAGGCCCCCCAGGCUCGUUCUUGCCAAGCCCGAGGGACAUGGGAGAUGAUUUUCAAGGGAACUCAUCAGUGACCACCACCAGCCGAGCUCAGUCGUCUCUUGAUAUUGGUAAUGUUGUCGAUAAAGAUUCUUCCGAAUCUCCCAUUUCUGCUGCCUCAAGCAUCUCCAACUCUACUACUACAGCACAGAAUGGGUGUGGGCUUGAUUUUGUUGAAAGCAAGAGAUCAUUAGGAUCAAUGGCUGUUACACGUAUUGACAUCGAGCCUCACGUGCAAAAUGGAGACAUACUUCCAGUGAGCAAGCCGUGCAUUGAAAAAGAUAUAAAUACGAGACUUGAUAGAAAUCAUCUCGAUAAGGGAUCAUUCACUGUGGCAAAUCCUGAUAAUCAUCAGCCAUGUUGCUGUCAAAGGAAAGAGAGAGUGCCACUUGCUCCAGCCAGCAUUGUGCUGAACCAGCAUGAUUCUUCUUUGUUGCUUCGGAGACGAAAAACGGCUGCUGCUUCAAUGAUGAUAGAUCAUCCUAGUGGUAAACUAAAGGGCUGCAGCAGUACAUCCAUCCCCAGGUCGUUAAGUACAUUUGACACGAGAACUGAAUAUGCUCCUCCUAGCACUUGUCCUACUUCAGGUGCUGAUGCUGUGGGUUUCCAGGUCAUUAAACCUCAUUUGGUUCCCUCAAUGGACUACGAAUCGAGUAGUCCGUCGACUCCCAAUCCAGUGCUGAGGUUGAUGGGGAAGAACUUGAUGGUUGUCAGUAAGGAUGAUGAAGCAUCCAAGCCUCCAUAUUUGCAGCAGCAGCUGACAACAUCAUCUCAUCCUCAGAAUCACUAUUCAGCUGAUCCUCAAUUCCCAAAGUUCUCCACAAUUGGAAAUGUCCGGAAUCAUGAGCCUCGUUUAUUGCACCAGAUGGUUCCUCAUCCCCAUUCGUCGGCAGUUUUCCCUAGAAAUCUGCAUGGUCAUCAUGUGAGUCCUUACUCGAAUGUUGGGUUGACCAAUGCUGCAGCGGUUUAUAUGCCUAAUGGCAUGUUUCAUAACUAUUCUCCACAAUGCAAUCCACUAGCGACGAAUGCAUACUCGUCACCAUCUCCCCACUGCACAAAAGAGGUUAUCAUCAUCGAUGAUGAUCCUGAAAGGGCGCAUCCCGCGAUGACCAAUAAGCUUAUUAUGAAAUAUGGUGAAGGCAAUAGUAUUAGAGAAACUAAUAACCAUGUCAUCCCAUCAGGCAGCAUGUACCUGCCAGGAGGAAUGCAGAGUAAUUAUAGCCCGAAUCACAUGCACUCUAUCGCUUGCUAUCCUCCGUCUCAAGAACACCAUCAUACAUCUCCCAUGGGCGAAUCAUCAUCACCUAUCGUACGUGCUAACAGGUUUCAUCUGACAACUCCAAGUAACAUUCGGUAUUCAGCAGACAGUUCUCGAAUGCUCCAUCAGAGUCCAUUGCAGGCUGCUGCUGCUGCUGCACCACCACCACCACCAUCUUCUGACAGUGUGCUGCGAUCCUCAUCAGCGAUGUACUAUUCUCCAAGCUUCUCGUAACAAAAUGCCAUGUUGAUGAUGAUCAUAAAGCUUUAUCUUUCUGCACCAGGUUUGCACUCAUGAAACUUGAUCUGUCAUUUUACUUUUGCACAGUAGAAAUCGAAUGUUUGUCGCGGGAGAGUUAUUGCAGAUGAAGUAACGAUCAGAACCGAGAUCGAAAAGAAAGGUUCGGGUUGGUUGUAUCGUUCUGAUGUAUUGAGAAAUGGGGAAGAGAGACAGACAAGCAUAAUUUUAUGUAGCUUGGGGAGGAUAGAUGAAGAGAGAGAGGUACCAGUUUCCUUUUUUUUUUGCCUGUGUCAAAAACCCUCAGAAGCCCUUUCUUCUACAAGUUGACUGGACAAUCAAAUGUAUAAGCAUCAUAAAAGUGAAAGAAGAAAGAAACCCAUGAAUAAUAUACAAGCAGCUUUUGACCCCCCCUCUGCAGCAAGGAACCUUUGGCUCCUCCCUAGAGCCAGUAAAAUUUACACUUUUACUGUUUUACCUAUUUCUAUUUGUGACGUCAUAUUUCAUGCACUUUCUUCUACUUUGCCAAUUAUUCAAAAAAAAAAAAAGAGCAGCUGUGUUGAUGGUGAUGCAACAGUGGUGUGCUUUCAUGCUGAUAGUCAUUACCA